This is a messenger RNA of Lindgomyces ingoldianus, 1932 nucleotides long. RefSeq lists its product as uncharacterized. Bases 1 to 1932 code for a protein of 643 amino acids. The record is from RefSeq and is a predicted model, not a curated record. The transcript has a single exon. NCBI's taxonomy places the organism in Eukaryota, Fungi, Ascomycota, Dothideomycetes, Pleosporales, Lindgomycetaceae.
AUGGUUGUAUCGUUUUUUCUUGGCCUACUCGGUGCUCUCAGCCAACACAUCCUAUACAAAAGAUUACAUCAUACGGCGCCAGAGGAUCCUGAGAAGAGGAUUCGCCUGGUUCUUUACGGACGAGCUCUCGCAUAUUUCUCGAAGAUUACCUUUGGUGGCUGUGUUAUUCUCUGCUACCGUCAACGGAUCUGGAGGACCUUCCGAGAGAACGUAUUGUCAGUCUGGGCUAUUGAUCGGCUGUUUUUGGCUACUGAAGAUCUCUCCUUGUUUCUGCAUUGGGAAACCUGGGGCAAGGCAACUCUUCCUACUUUAAUGGCGUUGGUAAUUUGGUUGAUCCCUAUCGCCACCAUCAUCAUGUCCCCAGGUGCCUUGACAUUUGGAGUCUUCAUCCAGCGCGACACCUCGAGCUUGUCUGUUCCAACAUUGAAUUUCACUGCUGAAUCUUACAAGGACUACCGUGUUCCGGUGUUCGCCAAGGAUGGGACUACGAAGAAAAAAUCUCUCAUAUUUGUCAAUACUACGGAUCCUUCGGCGACGGCCCCUGGUUGGUUUGACUACUAUGACAAGCCGGCCUCGGAUAUCGAGCGUGUAUCUCUGAUGUCUGCUUAUAGCUUAAAGAACCAGUCAUUAAAUCGAGAAGACGCUAGGUACCGGUCAUGUGGCGGCGAUUUUAAUUGCACAUACACAAUUUCAUUCGUCGGCCCAGGGUAUAAGUGCGAGGAGCUAGCCCAUGGAGCAGAUGACGAUAAGAAGCUGGCUGAACUUGGUGCACCUUUCAACACGAGCUAUUUAGCACCUGUCGGACGGUUAGCAUAUUUCGCCCAGGUUGACAUCGGGGAAUACUUGCGUCCUCAGACAGAAUUGGGUCGUCAAGGUGUUCCUCUCAACAUUACCAACGAUGUAGGCGUCUUCAAGACUGAACCAAUCCUCUGGAUUGGGUACUCCGUGAAUACAACAGAUCCCCCUGACCCACGUUUUAAAGACACCUGGACAUCCAAAUACGACCCCUAUGUUUUCCAAUGCAUCCAUCACGAGACGAAUUAUACUGUUCAGUACAACUACACAGGCCCCUUCUUCAAUACGUCCAUCUCUCACAACUUCCUUGCCCCGAUCAUCAACACAACAUAUGCCCGCUACGACAAUGGCAUCCCAAACUACCAAGACUUCGUACCCGCUUCUGGUUUUGUAAGCCCUCGUACCGACGUCCCCUUAUAUAAGAAGACGGCCGUAUACCAUGCAGUGGGUCAAUCUCUGCGGAAGUUUCUCGAAGGGAAGAUUGAAGUAGAGCCACCCAUCCCUGGUCCUGCCACCUACGCUCGACCCUAUUCCGAUAUCACCAAAACCCGUCUUGUGAAAUCCAACAGUUUUCCGGUUCAUAACCUUCACAUCGAGCUCCAAGACUUUUAUGCGGAUAUGAUUCUUUCCCUUUUUUCAGCGCCGAAUUUACUCGUGAUUGCUGAAGAUCGGGUCGAGGUGAAUACCACGCGGUAUAAAGCAGCUUUCAUUUAUGACGCUGGCAAGCUUUGGGGAUGCUAUGCACCAGUCAUAUUUUUCACCCUAAUAUUCCUCAUCAUUGGAGCUUGGACUGUCUGGGAAGAUGGAACCACUUUUUCGGUUGGUUUCUCGCGGAUAAUGGUUACUACGAGGAAUUCGACGCUAGACGAGAUUAGUCGAGGAGCAUGUUUAGGCAAUGAUCCUUUUCCAAUGGAGCUGAUGAAUACGCGCCUAAGAUUUGGGGUCUUAACAGAAGGAGGGGAAGAGAUGGAAUAUAUUGGAUCAGGAGAUGGAUUGCAAGGUCUAAGUCAUUGCACGUUUGGGGUUGCUUCGGAAUUGACGGCGAUUAAGAGAGGAGUGCCAUAUGCUGGGUUGAAGUAUACUGGACCGAAGUAUGCAAACAACGGAUUGGGGUCAAAGAAAGAAAAGAUGGAGUAG